Periophthalmus magnuspinnatus is the source of this 1542-nucleotide messenger RNA. It is a transcript of the gene kcnv2a, whose product is annotated as potassium channel, subfamily V, member 2a. Gene Ontology annotation, biological process: protein homooligomerization; potassium ion transmembrane transport. The record is from RefSeq and is a predicted model, not a curated record. Lineage: Eukaryota; Metazoa; Chordata; Actinopteri; Gobiiformes; Gobiidae. Gene Ontology annotation, cellular component: membrane; voltage-gated potassium channel complex. Bases 1 to 1533 code for a protein of 510 amino acids. Gene Ontology annotation, molecular function: voltage-gated potassium channel activity. The transcript has 9 exons.
AUGCUGACCACACUCUCGACCAGGAGCCGCAGCCUGUUCCACGACGCGGGCAUCAGGAGCCAGAGCCACUCUGAGCAGGGUCACCUCCUCAUCAACAAUUGCCUCAAGCCGUGGAACUCCCUCCAGGAGGUGAGCAGGGACAUCUAUGACAUCUAUGCAGAGUAUGAACAUGAAGAGGAUGUGGAGCAGUUCCCUGUGUCCCCCACCAAAUACUUCACCCUCAACAUCAAUGUGGGAGGAACGGUGUACCGGCUGCCGUACCAGCUGGCCGCCCGGUACCCAAAAAGCCGCAUCGGGCGCCUGGCUACGUGCUCAGAGCACAGCCGCAGACUUGACCUGUGCGAUGACUACAUUGUUCACAGCCAGGAGUUCUUCUUUGACCGAGACCCUGCAGUGUUCCAGCACAUCUUCACCUUCUACAGGACAGGCGUGCUGUGGAUCAAAGAUGAGCUGUGUCCACGGAGCUUCCUGGAGGAGGUGAACUACUGGGGUGUGAGGAUCCGGAACACCCAGCGCUGCUGCCGCAUCUCCUUUGAGGAACGCCAGGAUGAGGUCAACCAGCAGUUGAGGAUCCAGAGGUUGCUGCUGGAGGAGGUAGCGGUAGAAGAGAACGAGGCUUUGUUCUUUCACAUGCGCUGGGGGCAGAGUCGAUGGGCACUGUGGAACCUGAUGGAGAAGCCCUUCUCCUCUGUUCCUGCUAAAGUCAUGGCAGUGGCCUCCUCCAUGUUUGUGCUUAUCUCGCUGGUCGCCAUGACACUCAACACAGUGGAGAACAUGCGCUUCCAGACAUCGUGGGGCCAGCUGAACGGCAGGAUUUAUGGCGAGAGCGUGGAGACCUUGUGUAUCAUGUUCUUCACUCUGGAGUAUGUGCUGCGCCUGGUGUCUACUCCAAACCUGAGGCGGUUUGGGCGGAGCAUGCUCAACACGGUGGACCUGAUUGCCAUCCUGCCACACUACCUGCAGAUUGUGCUAGAGUGCUUUGAAUAUGAGGACAUCCACCUGGACUCGGAAGACAUCGAGACAGUGGGACGUGUGGGCAAGGUGGGCCAGGUGCUGAGGAUCAUGCGGCUCAUGAGAAUCUUCAGGAUUCUCAAGUUGGCACGACACUCAACAGGACUGAGGGCGUUCGGCUUUACCCUGCGCCAGUGUUACCAGCAGGUGGGCUGUCUGCUGUUGUUUAUCGCCAUGGGGAUCUUCAUGUUCUCAGCCAUGGUCUACACGGUGGAGCAUGACGUCUCCAACACCAACUUCACGUCCAUUCCUCAUGCCUGGUGGUGGGCUGCAGCCAGCAUCUCGACUGUGGGAUACGGAGACAUGUUUCCAGAAACCAACCUGGGGCGGAUCUUUGCAUUCGGCUGCAUUUCCUUUGGGAUCAUCCUGAACGGCAUGCCCAUCUCCGUCCUCUACAACAAGUUCUCAGACUACUACGCCAAGCUCAAGUCCAAUGAGUACACGGCCAUCACCAAGGCCCGUGGCAAAGUACACUUCACCCGCAGGGCAGUGAGGAGGCUGGCACACAACUGCAAAACCUAAUGCAACCAC